UGCUGACGUCAGAAGAUAACGGUCACGCUGCGUCGAUGCGCGCGCCGGCCAGGUGCUGCGCGCUCACAGUAGCCUACAGAUGAUACAGCGCGCGCACCUGCUUUAUUCAGAGACGUAGAAAUAAGAGGAAGGCGGGGGGGGGGGGGGGGGUCUGGAAAACCUUCUUUCUCCUUCUCUCUCUCUCUCUCUCUCUCUCUCUCUCUCUCUAUCACGCACGCGGGCGCACACCAGCACACGGACACGCGCGCGCACUCAGAAAGCUAACGGUCACACCCACCCGGACUCCCACAAAAAUUCUCUAGAUCUCUAAAAGAAAAUGGCUUCCGGAGGUUUGGGAGAGAGCACACUCAUCCAGCUCGGGCUGAUCAAUGCAGAAGACAAGUAUUUAACCGCGGAGGCGUUCGGUUUCAAAGUGAACGCGUGCGCCACGUCCAUGCGUAAGAAGCAGGUGUGGACGCUGGAGCACGCGGACCAGGCGGGAGACUCCAGCUCGGUCCUCCUGCGCAGUCACCUGGGUCGCUAUCUGUCCUCCGACAAGGACGGCAACGUGACGGCGGAGUGCGAGCGACCCUCCCCGGACUGCCGCUUCUGCGUGGUGGCGCACGCCGACGGACGCUGGUCUCUGCGCUCCGAGGCGCAUGGCCGCUACCUGGGAGGCGCCGAGGACCGCGUGGUGUGCUCCGCGACCGACGAGAAGUGGUGCGUGCACCUCGCCAUGCACCCGCAGGUCAACCUGUACAGCGUGGCGCGCAAGCGCUACCUGCACGCACACCCCGGGCGCGGCGAGCUCGCGGCGGACCGCGAUGCACCCUGGGGCGUGGGCUCCGUGCUCACCCUGGUGUACCGAGAGCGCCGCUACCACCUGCAGACAGCCGACGGCCGCUUCCUCGCGAGCACCGGCGCGCUGGUCACUGAGCCGCGCGACGACACCGGAUUCACGCUUGAGUUCCGCGCGGGCACGGUGGCGUUCCGGGACGCCGCGGGGAGAUACCUGGCGCCCUCCGGCCCGAGCGGCGCGGUCAAGGCGGGUAAAAGCGUCCGCGUGGGUAAAGACGAGGCGCUCGUGCUGGAAAGAAGCCGCGGACAGGUGGUGCUCACCGCCAGCAACGACAGGAACGUGUCCACGCGCCAGGGCGUAGAUCUGUCAGCCAAUCAGGAUGAAGAGUCGGAUCAGGAAGUCUUCCAGAUGGAGGUGGACCAGGAGACGAAGCGCUGUGCUUUCAGGGCCUGCAAUGGGAAAUACUGGAGUCUCACUCCGAGUGGAGCGAUCCAGUGCACUGCGUCUGAAAAAUCAGCCAGCUGCUUCUUUGAGUUGGAGUGGAAAGGAGCGAAGAUCACUCUCAAGGCCAGUAACGGCAAGUACUUAGCAGCCAAGAAGAACGGCCAGCUGGCGGCCUCCGUGGACUCUGCAGGUGAACAGGAGGAGUUUGUUUUGAAGCUCAUUAAUCGGCCGUUAAUAGUCCUGCGUGGGGAAGACGGCUUCAUCGGUUGUCGUAAGCAAGGCACCGGAACCCUGGACUCCAACCGUUCUUCCUACGACGUCUUCCAGUUGGAGUACAACAACAACGCAUACGGUCUCCGAGACUCGACAGGGAAGUACUGGAUGGUGGAGGCCAACGGUGUAGUCGUGAGCAGCAGCGCCACUCCUGUCUACUUCCUGUUUGAGUUCUGUGAUUAUAACAGAGUGGCCAUUAAGACACAACAAGGCCUUUAUCUGAAGGGAGACCAUGCUGGGGUGUUGAAGGCUAAUGCGCAGGGUAUCGCUAAUGCUACGCUGUGGGAGUACUAAUACAUACCUGAGUGUGAAAGUAGCUUAACCUACACUCACACUAGCAAGUGACUACUCAGUUUCUACACACGUCCGUGACAGAUUUCAACUUUAGUUCCUACCUGCAGUUAGUUCCCAUUGACAGUUUCAAAAACGGAAGUUAGCCGGCUUUGCUAAUCUAAUCUAAGAAUGAAGCUAGUCCAAGGCUGAGCACGUAACACGUAACUCCAAAAAGUCGUUUUUGUUCAACUAGAUAGCGCUAUAUAUAGAAAAUAAAAUGCUGGACAGGCCCCGCCCACAAACGACGACAGUAGCAGUCACCACACACCCAUAAAAGACAAACUACAAGCAACACUUGUCACUUGCUAGUGUGAACGUACGGUUACAGCCUUCUGCUAUCUUGUCAUGCGAACUAUUUCAGAACCAAGGACGCUAUAAGUACAAACUAUGCUACGUAAUGUGAAUACAAAGCUCAAAGCAACCAAAUUAGCACAUUAAAAAAAAAAAGCACGUUGCACACGAAACCAAGACAAACCGCACACUAAGACGUUUCUGUAUUAGAUAACUAGCGAGGAAAAAUCGUUCUUAUUAGCUACGCGUCGUCUGAAAGCUCAUACUGAAAACUCAUAUCGUCAGCGUUAGUAAUUUUGUAAAAUAGAAACAUGGGUGUUAGAGGAGUGUAACACCAUUAUGUUACGCUCUGUGUCUGAAAUGGGCGUGGCCUAAAUGGAAGUAGUUUUUUUUUUUUUUUUUUUUUUUUCAUUUUUUAAAAGAUGAAGCCUACAAGUACGCCAACUGGAAAACAGUGUAAGAAUGUAGAAAUGCAAACAGUUCCUCAAGCUCAGCUACAUCACUCCAGUUCAUUCUUUAUCCAGUGAUGGGUGGAACGCAAUCCCGUAUGCUCGCAAUGCUUUAUGGGUAACAGGCACAGAUCCUCAGCCACUAGGAACAGCACUGUAAGUGUUAACAGACGUGGAUGAUGAUGGUUAGUGUAAUCAGCAGCUUGUCCUUCAGAGAUGAGGACUGUGUCCUGAACCAGAAACAUUUUUAGCGUGAACGGCGGCUGCCGUAAUGAGGUCGUGUUUUAAAUAGCAGCGCUGAGACUUAGAAAGUUCUAGAAGAACCACUGCUGCUCACCUGCGCUUUCCUGAUGACAUUUACGUCCCUUCACGCACAAAUCCCACCUUUGAUUUGUUUAUCAGAUACACGAGGCACGUGUAGCCUCUUAAAAGAAAGAUUCAUCUCGAACCCGUUUGCAAUCGAAUUCUGAGUUGAUGUUUGUGGUUUAAUCCGGUUGGCGUAACGGUUUCCCACAUUACCCACAAUGCUGUUCUGAUAGCGGCUCAAUGGGAUUUAGCCCUAGCUUCAUCUCUAGCUAAAGAGAGCGAUGCAGCGGCGCUUUAGUGAUUUCGUUUGUCCAGCUGUCUCAUGUCCUGUGAGAUAUAUACACUCUGCUCAAACACAUCCCCUUCCGACGCUUCAACUUUAACGCGCUCGUCAUCUCGUACAUCGUUAACGAGUCUAACGUCGCCGCCUCCGUUGCGUCGACGCCGGACGAUCCUGAACGUUGCUUCGGAAAAUGUUGUCGGUUUCAGGAGAUGAAAGCGAGAUAUGACCGUUUGAGAUCGCUUCAUUUUUUUCUGCUAUUAAACGUCGUCGUAACCGCGCUAGCUAUGGCACUAACAAUAACGACGUGACGUCAUCACGACCGCUAACUUCUCACAGGAAUAACAAAGAAUAAAAAAAAAUUAAACAACAACAGCACCAACCAAAAUACAAGUUAGCAUCAGAAUCACAAAUAUUUCCAUAUAAACAUAUUUAAAGUGGAGUGGAGUGGAGUUUAAGCUUUGGUUUAAUUUGCACUGCUGUGUCUAAAAGCUUUAAUCUGGUUUGAAUGUACGUGAGGAAAAGUGAUCGGUGCCUUUCUUAUGUAAGAAAGUAGUAUAGAAAUGCUCGGGUUUUCUGUCUUCGUGUGCUCUUUGUAAAGUCAAAGACAAAUAAAGCUGGAGUCCAACUCAAAACAAGCUCUCGGUGUGCUUUUUGUGUCGUCAAAGAUUCAUUUGUGAAUGUUAAGACUCAGCGACUUCAUUCGAGCUAACAAGCUAACAAGGCCGUGUUAAAAACAGUCCGUUUGAGCUAGUAUGCUAAGUGUCACUAGGUCUUGUUUGAAUUACAGAUUAGCAUGCUAACAUGACAGUGUUCUCUCUCACUCUCUCUCUCACUCACACAUACACACACACACACUCUCUCUCUCUCUUUCUCUCCUUGUUCAGAUUUAUGACUUUUUGAUAAAGUGUUUCCAUGGAAACAGCAAGUGCAAAGUCACCAAAGUUGUGGGUGAGAAAGUAAGGGUUUGCAUAACAAAAUGGACGCACACACACA
Molecule: messenger RNA, 4150 nt
Organism: Ictalurus furcatus (blue catfish)
Lineage: Eukaryota; Metazoa; Chordata; Actinopteri; Siluriformes; Ictaluridae
Gene: fscn1b
Product: fascin actin-bundling protein 1b
Exons: 5
Coding region: 317-1789 (490 amino acids)
Biological process (GO): establishment or maintenance of cell polarity; actin filament bundle assembly; cell migration
Cellular component (GO): cell projection membrane; lamellipodium; cytoplasm
Molecular function (GO): protein-macromolecule adaptor activity; actin filament binding
Source: RefSeq, a predicted model, not a curated record